Molecule: messenger RNA, 2367 nt
Organism: Plasmodium gallinaceum
Lineage: Eukaryota; Apicomplexa; Aconoidasida; Haemosporida; Plasmodiidae
Product: DEAD/DEAH box ATP-dependent RNA helicase, putative
Exons: 1
Coding region: 1-2367 (788 amino acids)
Molecular function (GO): ATP binding; RNA helicase activity; nucleic acid binding
Source: RefSeq, a predicted model, not a curated record
AUGUCAGCAUUUGAAGAAUUGGGGUUACAAAGCAAUUUAUGCGAAUUACUAGAAAAAAAUGGAAUAGAUUUACCAACUGCCAUUCAACAAGAAUCUAUUCCUUUAAUUUUAGGAGGAGGUGAUUUAUGUGCAUGUGCUGAAACAGGUACAGGAAAAACUUUAAGUUUUAUUAUUUCUUCUUUGCAAAUAGUACAUGAAUUAUUAAGAAAUAUAGGAAGUUAUGAAUCCAAUAACAAUAAUACAACUAGCAAUAUUUUAAAAAAUGAUAUAAAAGAAAAUACCUUGAUAAAAUCAUUAAAUAAUAACUCGAAAGUUGAAAUAAAUAAUUAUGAAUGUAUAUUCAAUAAUAAUCAUUCCAAUACGUUUGAAGAGGUUAAAGUAGAUUGUGAAAUAAAAAGUGGAAAAUAUGCAUUUGAAAUUGAAAUAUUAUCAAAAAGUUUUAUUAACGUUGGAUUUUCCCCAUUAGUUAAAGAAACAUUAAAAUAUAAUUAUACUUAUUGUAAUAAUGGAUGCAAAUAUACAAACAAUAGAUAUGAAAAUUAUGGCGAUCCUUUUACAACUAAUGAUAUAAUUACUUGUUUAAUAAAUAAAAAUUCCAAUAUUAUAUCAUUUAAAAAAAAUGGUAAAUUUUUAGGGAAUGCUUUCAAAAUAUUUUAUAAAUAUAAUGAAGUCCCGUUUUUUCCUUAUAUAUGUGGUAAAAAUUUUCAUAUAAAAUUUCAUUUUAAAAAUUUAAAAUAUAUAGACACUUUUUAUUUUAAUGAAUUAAAUGAUAUUUUAAGUAAUACCGAAAAUGAAAAUGACUUUAGAAAAAUAUAUUAUGACAAUUCUUUAGAUAAAUAUAAUGAAAAGGAAAAAGAAAAUAAAUAUAAUGUUACAAAUAAUGAUAAUCAGAAUAAUAUCUAUAAUUUCAAUAAAAAAAAAUUGUAUUGUAUAGUAUUAGUUCCUACAAAAGACUUAGCUAUGCAAACAUAUAAUAAUUAUUUAACAUAUUCAGAAUGUUUCAUUAAUCCUUCUAUAAAUAUUGGAUUAUUAGUUGGAGGAGAGAAUAAUACAAGAGAAAGAAACUUUAACUAUAAUAUAAUUGUUUGCACUUGUUUUAAAUUGAUGGAAUAUUUAAGAAAAAAUAUAAUUAAUGUUAAUGAUAUAAGGCUGUUAAUAUUAGAUGAAGCCGAUGAACUUAUAAAUAACGAUGAAAAAUCUAUUUUACAAAUAAAAGAUACUUGCAUGAAAUAUUCUCAACAUGUGCAAACUUUAUUUUUUUCUGCUACGUUACAAGAUAAAAGCGUUAUGAAUUGUAUAAAUAAAAUUACAAAUAAACCAAUUUUUGUUGAUUUAAAAUAUGGUAAAAAUAGUAUUCCUUCUCAUAUUUAUGUUUGCAUUUAUUAUGUAAAUAGCAAAAAUCUUAAUUUUUCUUAUGAGAAGGAAAACAAAGAAAUAUAUGAUAUAAUUAAUAACGAAAAACUCAAUAGUAUGAGUUAUGAAGAAUUGUAUGAAUAUACAGAUAAAGUUCAUAUACUAAAUACUAAAAGAAAUGAUAAGGAAAGCAUUUCUUUAAAUAUAAAAAUCAAUAAAUUAAAAAAAUUAAUUCAAAUAAUUAAUGUUUUUAAUAUGCAAAAUGGUAUUAUAUUUUGUAGAACAAAUUUAGAUUGUGACAAUGUAUAUAAUUUUUUAAAUUACGUAGGGGAUGGCAAAGCAUAUAAAGGAACAGUAGAGACACUCAAAGAAAAUAAGUAUUCAUGUGUUAUUUUAAAAGGAAAAAUGUCAAAUGAAGAAAGAAAAAAUAAUUUAAAUGCAUUUAAGAAAGGAGAAGUUCGUUUUUUAAUAUGUACUGAUGUAGCAGCAAGGGGUAUUGAUAUUCAAAAUAUGAGAUAUUUAAUUAUCAUGACUUUAUCAGAUAACAUUAAUACUUUUUUUCAUAAAAUUGGGAGAGUUGGAAGAGAUGGGAAGAAUAGUUUAUGUAUUUUAUUAUCCUCAGAAAAUGAAGAAGAAAAAGUAUGGUUUCAUGUAUGUCCAAGUAGGGGUGUUAAUUGUUAUAACAGAAAUUUGAAAGAGAAUAAAGGAUGUACUGUUUAUAUAAAUGAGAGUGAUUAUAUUAAAAGUAUAAACGAUCUAUUAGAAAGUCCAAUGCAUAUAUUAGAUUCUAAAUAUUUUUAUGCAGAAAAUAUAAUUGAUCCAUUAAAUUAUUUCAAAUUUCAUCCAACUACUAAUAAAGGUAGAAGAAACAAAAAUGAAAAUGUUAAUUCUAUAUUUUCAGAAGAAAUACAUAAAGAUGUGCUUAAUUAUUUUAAUUCUAAUAUCAGCAAUAUUAGAAAAUUACAAAGUGCUAUACAUUAUAAACAUUAUGAGUUAGUAAAUUUUAAAAUAUAA